AUCGAGAAGGGCUCCAUCGUGCGCAUCCUUCGGCCCGAGUCGUACUGGGCCAACGACCUCGGCACCGUCGCGUCCGUCGACCAGUCGAACGUGCGGUACGGCGUCGUCGUCCGAUUCGAGAAGGUGAACUACCAGGGCGUCAACUCGAACAACUACGCGCUCGACGAGCUUCUCGAGGUCGAGAAGCCCCCGGCCAAGGCCAAG
This is a messenger RNA of Aureococcus anophagefferens, 204 nucleotides long. RefSeq lists its product as hypothetical. Gene Ontology annotation, cellular component: photosystem I; photosystem I reaction center. The annotation marks the transcript as partial. Lineage: Eukaryota; Pelagophyceae; Pelagomonadales; Pelagomonadaceae. The record is from RefSeq and is a predicted model, not a curated record. Gene Ontology annotation, biological process: photosynthesis. The transcript is spliced from 3 exons.